Penicillium odoratum is the source of this 1899-nucleotide messenger RNA. RefSeq names its product Zn(II)2Cys6 transcription factor. The record is from RefSeq and is a predicted model, not a curated record. Gene Ontology annotation, molecular function: DNA-binding transcription factor activity, RNA polymerase II-specific; DNA binding; zinc ion binding. The transcript is spliced from 2 exons. Bases 1 to 1899 code for a protein of 632 amino acids. NCBI's taxonomy places the organism in Eukaryota, Fungi, Ascomycota, Eurotiomycetes, Eurotiales, Aspergillaceae. Gene Ontology annotation, biological process: DNA-templated transcription; regulation of DNA-templated transcription.
AUGGGCGAAUGGUUGAGUCGGAGAAGCGGUACCGCCCGGGACCCAAUUACACCAGCGUUCGGCUUGCACCUGACAUUCCAGCAACCCGCCAUGAUCAUGACACCGCGAUCCACAAAACAGAGUGGUCUAGCUUCAUUAGCGUGUACCGAGUGUCGCAAACAGCAUCUAAAAUGUGACGCCCGAAAACCGACAUGCUCACGUUGCUUGCAAAAUGAGUACUUUUGCCAGUAUCUCCCCUCACGACGCGGCGGCCGCAGGAAAACCCGCGAGCCCCAUCGCCGCGCCUCUUUUUGUCAAACAGACCAGAUUGACACAUCUUUGAUUGCACCUGUUACCGAGCUUGGUCAGCCUGAUACGCCUGACAGUACGUCACUGCCGAGAGCAUCAGUAGGCGUUCCAACAGGCCAGGUCCCCUGGCCUAUAUUUCCCUCAAGAAACGAACUUCAUCAAUCAAGGGCAGAGUCAUCUCGUGAUUCAUGGUUCCAGGAUGACCGCUUUUUACGAUUAUUUUACGAGAACUUCCAUGUUGCACAUCCAAUCCUCGUUCCAAGCGCUGUGUAUCGGGACCGACAGUAUCCCGACUUUCUUCAAAUGGUCGUGAAUUUCGUUGGGUCUCAUUAUAUCUCGUCAAAUCCAAUCCAACAGUACAAAGAAAAAGUGAUAACAGAGCUCAGUUGCAGCCCAGAUAGAUCGCCGUGCAUGGUUCAAGCGUGGCUUAUCUACUCGAUUGCAGUUUACGCCCGAGGCGAAUGGCAGGAAGCCCAGGAUGCAUUUUCACGUAGUGUGGAGAUUGCUCUAGAGCUGGGCAUGAACAAACGGGAUUUUGCUGCAUCCGCGCACCCAGAAACCUCCAUUGAGGCCGAAAGCAUGCGCAGGACAUGGUGGGAGUUGUACAUCACAGACGUGUUCAUGGCUGCACCCUUCAAACACACGACUUUUCAAUGCAGCACGAUGGCACCGGAGGUUGCUCUGCCUUGUGAGGAUUCGGCGUAUACGGGUACAUGCGACAUCCCAAUCCCUUGCAAUAUCCUUGAUUUCAAGCGAAGAGUCUUCGCCCCUGAUGAGACAGUCUUCUCGUCAUCCAGUUACCGCAUUGAGGCCGUGACUAUCUUAUGUCGUGCUCUUGUGUUGAAUGGACUUCGAGAUUAUCACCGAGAUCACCUGCAAGCCGUCGAGAACGCCCUAGUCAGUUGGAUCAAUCACUUGCCAUCAAAAAAGUUGGAUAUCGUCGACUCAUACGGAAACAUUGACGAGAUGAUGUUUCAAGCACAUAUGACAAUCGCCUAUGCGACAAUGCUCCUUCACCUACCCCGGAGCGAUCUACAACCUGUUUUGUCACAAUCGGACGAUCAAUUCUGGCCGGUUGCCACACGCCAUCUUGCAUCAACACUUAACCGCUCAAUCCACAGUAUAAAGGCCACUGAAGCCUCGCGACGUCUAUCCGACGCCAUCUCCCUUUGCCCCAAUGUCCCGAAACAUACCCCCUUUGCAAUUCCUGCUUUAGCGCUCUGCGGGAUGAUCCAGCUCGCCACCUCUAUUAAGCAUAAUGAAGAGUGCUUCGAUCAUCAUUACAACCGAGUCACCCUCAUUCUGGGAUGCUUGAAAAGUACAAAACGGAUCUGGAACUUGGCGGACGAUGCCUACAAUCAUUUAAGAACGUCUGCGGCAGAUAACCUGUCAGAUUCUAUGGAGCGCUGGUGCACGGAACCUCCCAGGAAGCUGUUCCCAUCAGAUUCGACACCGAGUAACACAGAACGUCCCAACCAGCCUGCACGGCCAAUCUCGGCAAUAUCGGAGGGUCAGGAAAUGUUGUUUCCUCCCCUUGGGUCAGCCUUUGUUGAUCCGACUUGUUACAACGAUUCGUUCUUUACCUCACUCCCUGACUUUGAUAUCCACUGA